Messenger RNA from Gordionus sp. m RMFG-2023, 921 nucleotides. RefSeq names its product N-fatty-acyl-amino acid synthase/hydrolase PM20D1.2-like. Bases 1 to 921 code for a protein of 306 amino acids. Lineage: Eukaryota; Metazoa; Nematomorpha; Gordioida; Chordodea; Parachordodidae. Gene Ontology annotation, molecular function: hydrolase activity. The record is from RefSeq and is a predicted model, not a curated record. The transcript is spliced from 5 exons.
AUGAAUGGAGCUAGAAAAAUAGCCUUACUAUUAGGGAACACAUAUUCAUACCCACAUAAAGGGGGAAAGCCUAUAGGUAAGAUACUAUUUGUUGCUUAUUUGAUAGAGACAGAGGACGUAGCUCCCGUGUGCGUAUCAGAAAAGUAUGUAAUGAAUGUCAAUAUAAGCGUGGAAGCAAUAGGAGGCCACUCCAGUCUUUCCGGGAAAGAAAACGCCAUAUCGAUAUUAUCGAGUGCUGUGACGAAAGUUCGAUCGAAAGAAUUUCCGUCUUUUCUUGGUCACCCUGGAACACCAGACUUUGAAACUUUGAAACGCAUAGCUCAUUUAUACCCUCAACCCUAUAAAAUAUACCUUGAAAAUGUGGCUUUAUUUAGGAAUAAUUUGUCACUGAAAUCAUUUACUAAAACUUCAGCAGUUGUCACGAGUUUCAUUGGUGGAAUCAAAAGUAACGUGAUACUCAGUUACGCAGAAGCCACUAUUAAUCAUAGAGUUCAUCCCAUGCAAGAUCCAAUAGACAGUUUAGAAUUCGAUGGUCAAAUAAUAGAUGAUUCAAGGGUGAAAAUAAUUCCAGAUGAAGUUCCUAUACAUAGCCCUAUUUCCGAUUACGAUACCAAUGCUUUCAAAAUGAUCGAAGCGACUAUCUUGGGAAUAUUCAAUGAAACUAUAGUAGUACCAGCGAUUUUUAUGGGGAGCACAGACUCCAAGCAUUUUUCCGGAAUCGUGGAUAACAUAUACAGAUUCUCGCCUCUAACAGUGACCGUAGAUGAUAUAUCAAGAGUGCACGGUGUCAAUGAGAGAAUUUCGGUGGCCGAUUAUCAUAACUGUAUAAAAUUUUAUUAUAACUUGAUCGAACAGGUAUCGGGAUUCGUAAAAGUUCCAAAAGAUUCAAAAAGAAGAGAGAAAAUAAAAGAAAUGAAAUGA